Messenger RNA from Entelurus aequoreus (snake pipefish), 870 nucleotides. RefSeq names its product olfactory receptor 12D3-like. The coding region runs from base 1 to 870 and encodes 289 amino acids. The record is from RefSeq and is a predicted model, not a curated record. The transcript has a single exon. Gene Ontology annotation, molecular function: G protein-coupled receptor activity. NCBI's taxonomy places the organism in Eukaryota, Metazoa, Chordata, Actinopteri, Syngnathiformes, Syngnathidae. Gene Ontology annotation, biological process: G protein-coupled receptor signaling pathway. Gene Ontology annotation, cellular component: membrane.
AUGACUAACACCAGCCAGGGUCUUGCCCUCUUGUUGCCCCCUACUCACGCCAGCAACAUCCUGAUGCUGCUCUUCAACAUCCUCCUGGCUACGGCCAUUAUCUUCCUCAACUUGUCCGUGCUGGUGGCCAUUCUCCUCAACCGACGCUUGCGCUCUGAGAACCGUUUCAUGUACAUGCUGAGCACCUGCUUGAGUGACGUGUGCACCGGCGUGUCCUACUAUUAUGUGGGGGUGUUCGAUAUUAAUGACAAGCUCGGUUCCCCCACCUGGACUUACUACAUCGUCCACACCUUCCUGGGCUUGUCGUACAUGGCCAUCCUGGCCGCUCAGGCAGACCGCUACCAUGCCGUGGUGUCGCCCCUUAAGUACUCGCAGCGUAUGAGCCUGAACAGAACCUUGCUGGUUAUCUGCACCUACUGGCUCUACGCCUUCUUCAUCGUCGCCGUGCACAACAUAGUCACCAAGGGGACGGCCAGACAAGUCACCAGUUUAGGCACCCUUGUCGGCAACAUAUUCACCAUCGUUAUCAUGAUCGGGCUCAACAUCCGCCUGUUCAUCAUUGCCAGGGUGCAGCAGAGAAGGGAGCAGGGUAUCAGAGAGAGGGACGGAAAGCGAGCCUCCGUCAACCUCAUUCUGGUGGUGGCAGCCUUCUACCUGGGCACCUGGAUGCCUAUUUUCUGUCACGUACUAAUAUGUAGCUUCUCUACUAUCAGGUGUUUCACCUUUAGGAAUGAAGGCACCGACCCAAUUCGCAUUUUGCCCAGGGUCAACGCGGCCCUGACCCCGGUGCUGUACAUUAAGGGGUGCACCCCACUCAAGGACACGCUGUUCACACGAGUGUGGAGACCCUGCUGCAGCAGAAGGAGGUAA